AGGGUGAAAGGUCAGGCGCGCGCCGGCGCACUUCCAACAUGGCGGCGGCCGGGGCGGCGGCGCGCAGCCCGGGAUCCCCGGCUGGCUCGGCGGCCGGAGUCCCGCGCCCGCCCCCGCGGCGGGCCUGGCGGCUGCCCGCGCUGCUCGUCCUGCUGGCGGCGGCGGGGCCGGGGGCCGGCGCGGCCCGGCUGUACCGCCCGGGCGAGGACGCCGUGUGGGUGCUGGACAGCGGCAGCGUGCGCGGGGCCACCGCCAACAGCUCGGCCGCGUGGCUCGUGCAGUUCUACUCCUCGUGGUGCGGCCACUGCAUCGGCUACGCGCCCACCUGGCGCGCCCUGGCCGCCGACGUGCGAGACUGGGCGGCUGCCAUCCGCGUCGCUGCCCUGGACUGUGCAGACGAGAAGAAUCACGAGGUGUGCGGGGCCUACGACGUCCACUUCUACCCCACCUUCCGGUAUUUUAAAGCAUUCGCCAAGGACUUCACAACUGGAGAAAAUUUUAAAGGGCCGGACCGAGAGCUACAGACAGUGCGACGCACGAUGGUCGACUUCCUGCAGAACCACUCAGCCGAGCACCGGCCGCCCGCCUGCCCGCCGCUGGAGCCCCUCCGCCCCAGCGACGUCCUCUCCCUCCUCAGCCAGCGCGACGACCGCUACGUGGCCAUUCUGUUUGAGAGCAGCGGCUCCUAUGUUGGGCGUGAGGUGAUCCUGGACCUGGUUCCGUUCGAGAACAUCUUGGUGAGGAGAGCACUGGACACUGACGCGGCACUCCUGGGCUCGCUGGGCGUUUCCCCCGUCCCCUCGUGCUACCUGAUCCACCCGAACGGGUCUCACGGGCCGGUUGCCAUCGGGAAGCCCCUCCGGUCAUUUUUUUCUUCCUAUUUGAAGUCAUUGCCUGGUGUGAGGAAGAAAUUGCUUUUGUCACCUGAAAAGCAAAACAGAGAAGAAUCUUCGGAAGUUGUGGUGUGGAGAGAAUUUGACAGGUCGAAGCUAUACACGGCGGACCUCGAGUCGGGCCUGCACUACCUCCUGCGCGUGGAGCUGGCCGCCCACCGGUCCCUGGCCGGAGCUGAGCUAAAGGCACUCAAGGAUUUUGUGACUGUCCUGGCCAAGCUGUUCCCCGGCCGGCCGCCCAUCAGGAAGCUGCUGGAGAUGCUGCGGGAGUGGCUGACCAGCCUGCCCCUGGACAGGAUCCCCUACAACGCCGUCCUCGACCUGGUCAACAACAAGAUGCGGAUCUCUGGAAUAUUCCUCGCCAGCCAGAUCAAGUGGGUUGGCUGUCAAGGCAGUUGGCCCGAGCUGAGGGGCUACACGUGUUCUCUCUGGAAGCUGUUCCACACCUUGACUGUCCACGCUGCGGCCCACCCGGAAGCCCUGGACGGCACAGGGCUGGAGGGCGACCCCCAGGCGGUGCUGCAGGCCAUCAGGGCCUACGUGCGCACCUUCUUUGGCUGCAAGGAGUGCGCCGAGCACUUCGAGGAGAUGGCUGCCGAGUCCUUGGGCUCUGUGAAAACUGCAGACCAGGCAGUUCUCUGGCUCUGGAGGAAGCAUAACCUGGUGAACCACCGCCUGGCAGGCCACCUGAGUGAGGACCCCAAGUUCCCAAAGGUGCCGUGGCCAACCCCGGACCUCUGCCCGGCCUGCCACGAGGAAGUCAAGGGCCUGGACAGCUGGCAUGAAGACCAGGUGCUCCUGUUCCUGAAGCGGCACUACGGCGGCGACAACCUCGUCCACACGCAUGCUGUGGGCCUGGGCAACGCCGGCCCAGGGGGCAGCCCGGCUGAGACUGAGGCGCAAGGACAAGACCGCGCCUCCCCGGCGAGGCCCCGUGGGGGCCCGGGUGCCGAGAGCCUGCGCCCGCCCAGCCUGCUGUCCCCCGGGCCCCCGCUCAGGCUGGCCGGGCCCGCAGGCCGCGGGGAGGCGGAGGCGGCCGUGCCCGUGCUGGGGUCUGGCUUCUCCAGCCUGGACAUGAGCCUGUGCGUGCUGCUCUACGCGGCCUCCUCCCUGUUCCUCAUGGUCAUGUACUUUUUCUUCCGAGUGCGAUCCAAGCGGUGGAAGACCCGGCAUCACCACCCGGCCGUGUAGCGCCCCUGGCCCCGGCGCCUAGCCAGGCCCCGCUCGCCGCUGUGACCAGAGCCGGCCUUCGCGGCCUCAGGCUGCCCCCACCCCACGGCACCUGCUCCUUCCACGUCCUCCUGUGCAAACGCUCGUCUGCCCCAAACACCCGGCACGCCACACGCCGCGUUCCGGCCACUCGUGGUGCCCUUCCCAGCGGGCCCCCUGCCGCUCCCGCGGGUCUGAGCUGGGGGGGCGUCCGCCAAACGGCCAGGCCUCCCCCAUCGCGGCGCCUCCAUGGCCUGGACGCUGCCCCCUCGGGGGCCUGGCUCGGACUGGGCUGCUUCGUGCCUUUGUUUGUUGCUCGGUCUGGGGGCAGGGUACCCGUCCUGGCGCCGUCCUCCGGGCUCUGGUAGGUGGGUGGGUGUGCACCCCGUGGGCAGCGCCGGGCCCGGGAGCAGUGUGAGGCGGACACCUGAUGCGGUCACUGCGUGCUCACUUCCAGCUCCAGGGCAGACGAACCCCGCCUGGCGCGUUCACACGGAGCCCCUCUGUGGCCUCCAGCCGCACCAGCCCCGGGGCGCGCGUAUGCCUGUGUGUGUGGCAGCGUGUGUGUCCGUGUGCAUGUGCCGUGUGUAAUGGUGCAUGUGCCCGUGUGUCCAUGGGCACGGCGUGUGGCUGUGGCGGCUGUCGGGCGUGCUUCCCGCUCCACUUUCACGCGCGAGUUGCUGGCUGCGGGGGCCGCGUGUCGCGCUCGCAGGCCCCGUCGUGCUCCUGCUGCCGCCGGGAGGGGCCCCCGUCGGCCCC
Molecule: messenger RNA, 2861 nt
Organism: Talpa occidentalis (Iberian mole)
Lineage: Eukaryota; Metazoa; Chordata; Mammalia; Eulipotyphla; Talpidae
Gene: QSOX2
Product: quiescin sulfhydryl oxidase 2
Exons: 12
Coding region: 39-2084 (681 amino acids)
Biological process (GO): protein folding
Cellular component (GO): Golgi membrane
Molecular function (GO): flavin-dependent sulfhydryl oxidase activity; protein disulfide isomerase activity
Source: RefSeq, a predicted model, not a curated record